UUACCGCAGCAACCACAUCAGGAGCAACACCAGGAGAAACAUCAGCAACAAAUGCACCCCGUUCCAAACAAUCGCCAGCCCCAGAACAUGGAUCCUCUAAAAGCAACGAUUGACACCAGCACUGGUUCUGUUUUCAACGCGAAUGGCAAUUCCUACCAGGCUUCUUCUCCUCCUCCUGUCGCUACAGGCUUCCACGAUAAAAUGGCCUUUUCGAUGACGUCCAUCGGCAUCGGCAUCGAUCACCAGCACUACCACUUUCAAAACCAAAGCCGCGGCAACCCCCCGCCCUUUCCGGAUGCUACCGAGGCUGCAGCAAAGGCCGUCAAAGAUGCAAUGGAUCGAUCCUUUCUCCGGUGCUCUUAUCCUCCUAGCAGCACCGCUCCGUUGCAGAUCCGGAUCCGGUUGGGGGUCCCCUGCGCGCAGUCAUCCGGUACGCACAAAACGAACGUUGGAACCCUCAUGGCGGUCGAUCAAAAACGAAUCGCCUCCGUUCUCCCCUCCUCUGUGAACCUUCUCCCCCUGCAGUUCGAGGUGGGUGGUCUCUUUGUGCCCGGAGGGAGCGGCGGCAACAACAGCAACCCCAGUGCCAAUCGCACUGCUCCCUCGAUMUGCACGGUAGUAGCGUGCAUCACCCUCGAGCCGUUCGACCGCUGUAGGCAACCGCUGCCUUCCUCCACGCAGCAGCUAUCAUCGCCGCCACAGCGACAAUCCACACAGCUCGUACCGAACCAACCCAAGGUGUCAAUCUUUUCUUCCACUAGCACUCUUCGCGGUACUGCUACAACCACUGCGGCUCCGUUACCACCGCCCCCCCUGUCGUAUCGGACUACACAACAAGGGGAACACCAUUCCGCGGAACGAGAACCUACCGAUGGCAAUAGAACUGAUCUUCGACCUUCGGCGAUAGGCGAAAGCAAGAUUCACCAGUGUGAAGCAACCAUCGAGGGGAAGAAAUCACAGCAGCACCAAUCCCUGGCUCGUGGAAAUUCAACUAAACGUGCGCAUGCAAAUGCAUUGCCUCCCCCUUCCCAACCACACCGUCAAAUUGCAGCAGUAUCAGCUGCUACAACGAAUUCUAUCGAACUGCUUGCAAUGAUCAGCGCGCAAGAAAUCAACCGCACAAACACGACAACGAUAGCCGCUUCCGCAACACAAGUGGCAGCAGCAGCAGCAGCAGCAACGGCCGUACCACCGAGCCACACUCAUCCUACGCCCGAUCUCCGUGUACCACCGAUGGUACCUGAAGGAACGGAUACUUCUACCGAUCACCAUAUAAGUGGAAAACGCAAACCAUUCCCACCGGAACGAACCACCCCUAAGAACCACGGUAACAACUCCGAGGUUCUCAACGGUGGGAUCCAAGCAAGUUUUAAUGGCGGCCCCCAACCCUCUGCAAAUAACGGUGCCCGAACCGUUCCAGGAACCUCCAGUGCUCCCCUUUCGGACGCCAGGAUCCAGACUUGCGGUUCUGUWGCCAUACAAAGACCCCCGCCAUCGUCGCCGAUCUAUACCGACUGGUCGGGUGAGCGGCCCCUYCCGGAGGAACGGGAUUGCUGGGCCUUGUCGACGAGAACGACUUCGAGUCCGGUCUUCCCCCUCAAGCUACACGAGACUCUGAGCCAGAUCGAACGAGACGGACUCGAGCACAUCAUCGGGUGGCUCCCACACGGAAGAAGCUUUAAGAUUUUCAAGCAAAAGGAGUUUGCUGAGAUCAUCCUCCCCAGGUACGUACAUGCAAGCAAAGAUCGUGCUGUAUUCAUUAUUUUACCAUGUCGUGAAAUGCAAGCGGUCUCCCUGCCCCCUCGAGUGGUUCUGCUCACUGCGAUUUUUUGGUGUUCGUUCGUCCUGAACUUUAUAGAUACUUUGUGAUGACUAAGAAGUCAAGCUUUUUGAGGCAACUCAAUCUUUACUCGUUCCGCCGGUUCAGUGCGGGCUUCACGGACAAGGGAAGCUACUACCACGAAAAGUUCUUGCGCGGCAGAAAGUUUUUAACACGGAGGAUGACCCGACAGAAAGUCAAUGGGAAUCGUAUACGAUCCGCGGGCAACCCGGACGAGGAACCCAAUCUGAUGUUGUACCCCGUUUGCUACGGAGAAAACCAGAGCGAGGAAAAACAACAACAGYCUCAGCAACACCAGCGAAAACUUCCCGCGACCCUUUCGUCCUCCCAGUCUUCUUUCUGUGCGUACACUGCUCCUGGGCCCACCCAAACAGCAACAGAUCCUCCGGUGGCCGGAGGAAUUUCAAAUAGAAAUGAUACGAUAGGGACAGCUCCGUUUUUGAAAGUACUCUGAACCCACCGUGAACCGAAAUCGUGCGUUGUUGCCUCGCUUAUCAUGCCGAAUUUGAGCUGAUAAUUUUCAUUGGUUCACGACAGUUGCAGUCCAACUUUAACUCCU
Messenger RNA from Pseudo-nitzschia multistriata, 2399 nucleotides. Lineage: Eukaryota; Bacillariophyta; Bacillariophyceae; Bacillariales; Bacillariaceae. The record is from the annotation of a GenBank genome assembly.